GUCAGUGUCCGAUGACGCAACUCCAAGAUGGCGCCGGUCGGGGAGGCGGAGGAAGGAACCGGGAGGGGUCGGUGUCCCGGUGCUUUAUGUGUGGUGAUCGUGCCCCCCGAGCAAAUGGACCCUCGUCCCCUGUUCCAGGCGGUGGACGCCCUGUGCCAGGAUAACAUCUGUCACUUUGGGGAGUCCACUUCCGAUGUGGCCUCGCGUCUGGUUCAAGCUUUCUCUCGGAUCCGGGAGCAGGCGCAGGGGUUGGAACCGGCGGUGCGGGCCCUGGCUGCCGUGUGCCCGCUUUUUGACCUAGACCCCGACACCCCAGCGAAUGGAUACCGCAGCCUGCUGAAGGUGGUGCUCUCCUGCACCCAGCACAUCCUGCACAAGUGCCGCUAUGUCACCGCCAGCCGCCGGAGCCUUUUCUUCAGAGCCGCGCACAACUGCGCAGAGCUGGAAGCCUACGGAGCUGCCCUCACUCAGCUGCGCGCCCUGCUCUGCUUCGCUCAGCGCCUGCUUACCGCUAACCGCCACGGAGACCUCUUCUUCCGGCAGGAGCGAGGACUCUCGGAGGAGUUUCUGCGAGAGUACAGCACCAUGCACAAGGGCUGCUUCUACGGACGCUGCCUCGGCUUCCAGUUCACCCCCUCCAUCCGCCCAUUCUUGCAAACCAUCUCCAUUGGAUUGGUGUCGUUCGGAGAGAAUUAUAAGCGUCACGGGUCUGGAAUCACCGAGGGAGCACUUACAACUUACUACGGUGUAGCCGCCAGCUCCUUCUUUAUAAGCGGACGAUAUGCCAUAGAUCCCGAGUUACGGGGAGCAGAGUUUGAGAGAAUCACGCAAAACCUGGAUGUGAAUUUCUGGAAAACCUUCUGGAACAUUACAGAAAUGGAAGUUCUCACCUCCCUAGUGGGUAUAGCAUCCACCACUGUGCGUAUCAACAAGAUACUAAUUCUACCGCCGGAGCCCAUAGAGAUGCCCUUGGCCUCUGAUCCUCAGCGAACAGUAACCAUCAACCCUCCGGUAGCUCAUACCGGCCCUGGACCCGUACAUACGCGCCUCAUCUCCUAUCAGCUACGGGAGGGACAGGAAAGUGAAGAGCUGAAUGCUUUUGUAAAACCUGAAGGUUCUCUGAGCUUGGAUCUUCGCCUCAGAUCCCGUCCAGGGCCCCUCUCCCCCGACCUCAUCAUUCACUUCCAUGGUGGAGGCUUUGUGGCCCAGACGUCAAAGUCUCAUGAACCAUAUCUAAGGACAUGGGCCCAGGAACUGGAAGCCCCCAUUCUUUCUGUAGAUUAUUCGCUCGCCCCCGAGGCCCCAUUCCCACGAGCCCUGGAAGAGUGUUUCUAUGCCUACUGCUGGGCGUUAAGACACUGCCGACUGCUUGGAUCCACUGGAGAACGCGUGUGCCUGGCUGGUGACAGUGCUGGCGGUAACCUGUGUAUAACAGUUUCACUCCGAGCUGCCUCUGUUGGAAUCCGGAUGCCAGAUGGGAUAAUGGCGGCCUAUCCAGCAACCUUGUUACAAGCCACAGCCUCGCCUUCUCGUCUGCUAACCCUAAUGGACCCUCUGCUUCCACUCAGCGUUCUGUCUAAGUGUCUGAGUGCAUACGCAGGUACUGAAAGAGUCCCAGUGGAGGAUCGGGAAGUUGAAAAGCAAAGUGCCGUCAGUCAAGUGAAAAGAGGGACUGCUCUGUUUCUAAGAGACAUCCGUCAGGGGGCAGCCUCCUGGCUGAGUACAUUCAUGGAUGGAGGAAAAGACAAGGGAAGCCCAGAAACUGUGCGGAAAAGCGUGUCAGAGGCAGCUCUGAUGGAGGAGACGACGGGAAAGCGCAGAGUGUCCUUGAAAAGCAAGACCUACCAAGACCUCAGCCACCAUCAGUACAAUGAGCAAGUGGUUGGCCCAGACCUGUACGGUCUGCAGAAUGGAGGACAAAGCCUGACAGGGGCACAAAGUCAUCAGAAAACCAGCAACAACCUACAGCCUUCCCCGUCUGCAUCUGAACAAACCAGAGGCAGAGCGCAGCUUUCUCCCUGCAGUCCUGAGAAGCAGGAGGUCAACUUCUUCCUGACAGAGAGCGAGAGUGAAAGCGAGCAUCAUGAACACUCGUUUGAUAGCGAGACCUCCACGCACUCCAAGGAGAAUAUUCCCCCGGUGCACUCUGGUGAGGAUAAACCAUCCUCACCCUCCAUUUCUCAUCCACUUGGAUUUCCGGAAGGGUUUCAGCCCUUACGUUCUCAGAAUGGUGUAGCCCAUAUGACCCUACAGACCUCAGCCAUUGUCCAUAACCCGUAUAUGUCCCCUCUGCUGGCUCCUGACAGCAUGCUUCUUGGAUUACCACCGAUACACAUUGUGGCUUGCGCUCUCGACCCAAUGCUGGAUGACUCCGUCAUGUUCGCGAAACGGUUGCGUGCACUGGGUCGCCCCGUCACGUUGCAGGUUGUAGAAGAUCUUCCUCACGGCUUUCUCAGCUUGUCCCAGCUUUCACGGGAAACCCGAGCAGCCACGGCGGUGUGCGUCCAACGCAUACGGCAGAUCUUAAGAGAAGACUUUCCGGCCCCGUCGGCCGCCGCUCCGCGCAAACAUCGCAAGUUGGAAAGGACCCUGGGAACCAGCCCGGUGACCGAGCGGGAAAUUGGUGCUUGAAACUUCCUUCUAUUCAUUUUAACGCGGUGCAAUAAUCCAAUCUCAUUUCAGACACCGAGCACUCCUCUUAAAUUAUUCUAUUUAACCAAGAGUUUUAAGUACGAGGUAACCCUGCGGACCGUGGAACAGCUGGACGUUCUGUGUAAAUGUAAGAGAAUAGAGAAGGUUUGUACGACAAAACAAGCUGGUGUUGGGUUAUUUUGUAGGUGGAUUGGAGGAAGCAGGUUUUCACCGACUAGUUGUGUGCAAUAUCUGAAUUGGUGCUCGGUAUAGACUAUGAAACCAAAGAACAAA
Spea bombifrons (plains spadefoot toad) is the source of this 2925-nucleotide messenger RNA. It is a transcript of the gene LIPE, whose product is annotated as lipase E, hormone sensitive type. Gene Ontology annotation, biological process: triglyceride catabolic process; cholesterol metabolic process. Lineage: Eukaryota; Metazoa; Chordata; Amphibia; Anura; Pelobatidae. The transcript has 11 exons. Gene Ontology annotation, cellular component: cytosol. The coding region runs from base 28 to 2631 and encodes 867 amino acids. Gene Ontology annotation, molecular function: sterol ester esterase activity; triacylglycerol lipase activity. The record is from RefSeq and is a predicted model, not a curated record.